This is a messenger RNA of Schistocerca americana (American grasshopper), 763 nucleotides long. RefSeq lists its product as uncharacterized. NCBI's taxonomy places the organism in Eukaryota, Metazoa, Arthropoda, Insecta, Orthoptera, Acrididae. The coding region runs from base 1 to 612 and encodes 203 amino acids. The transcript is spliced from 4 exons. The record is from RefSeq and is a predicted model, not a curated record.
AUGGGAGUGGGUGGGUCACGGGGAUUGGGGGUUUUUUUGGAGGAGACUUCGGGGGAAGGGUCAGCAUUCGGGCGCUUGGAAGGUUUCGUGGACACCACUGGGUGGGGAGAUGGCGGGGGGCAGGACCACCCUGAGCAGCGGAAGACGCAGACGAUGGGGGCGUGGGUGUCACUUACAGGAGAAGUUACCAUAUCUAAAGAAUACCUUACCAAGAAAUUUUGUGGAGGAAACUACGACAACGGUUUAAAAGUUAGCGUCUUUUCAUUCCCGUCUGAUGAAGCAUUAAGAUUGAAACGGAUCGCUGCACUUCGUAGGAAUGACUGGGAACCCAGUAAACAGUUCGUUAUAUGUGAACUGCAUUUCACUGUAGACGACAUUGAGAAAAUUACCAGUGCUUACGACCCAAAACUGGCAAACUCUUUACAGUUUACAGCACCUUUGGACCGUCCACGUUUAAAGAAACAUGCUGUACCAUCAAAGUUGCCAGGAAGACCUACGUAUUUAUCUUCAAAACAAGCACCAGCUCGAGAAGAUCCAGAGGGUCGCGAACGUUUGGGGAACCAAGCACUUGAGAAAGUCAUGGAGCAGAGUGUGGAAUCACACAAAAAAUGAUGGAGAAGAGUUCAUUUGCUAGUUUAGAAGAUUUUAAAUCAAAAUUAUCUGAUUGUGAAAAGCACAGUGACUGGGUCAUGGGUGUUAAAGGAUGCUCCUUAUCUAAGUGUUGUGUGUCAUGUCGUUAUAAAUAGUGAUUUAGUGUUAAGUG